Molecule: messenger RNA, 2291 nt
Organism: Diaporthe batatas
Lineage: Eukaryota; Fungi; Ascomycota; Sordariomycetes; Diaporthales; Diaporthaceae
Exons: 11
Coding region: 37-2079 (680 amino acids)
Biological process (GO): regulation of DNA-templated transcription; DNA-templated transcription
Molecular function (GO): DNA binding; DNA-binding transcription factor activity, RNA polymerase II-specific; zinc ion binding
Source: RefSeq, a predicted model, not a curated record
GUCGAGUGCUCCCAUCGCUUCCGAGCUCCUACCGAGAUGUCCGACACGCCAACUAGCCGUAGGUUUGCCAGGACCUGCGACGCCUGCAAGGCCCGCAAGGUUCGUUGCUCAGGCUAUCCUGGUCCCUGCCUGACUUGUAUCCGCCGGAAAGAUACUUGCCACUUCAGCCCUGUGAGGCCUGCACGAAGGCACAAUGUCAACUUGGAUAUCACAGUUCACAACUCACAGAGCCCAGGGGCACAUGGCCCACCAACAACAAGUGCAUCCGCUGGUGGUCGAACCGUCGACAAAUUACCAAGUCUAUAUGUCGACAAGCUUCUGGCUCAGGCUCGAACCAACGGUGGCUUGAAUGACAGCAAGCCAAUUGCCGUCCAGGGAAAUGAAAUAUUUGUUGGCAAUUACAGAAUGACGUUCUUCUCUGAUCACAAAUUACUGCACUUGUCGAAGCAGUUACAGAACAGCAAAGUAGACGAGCUGCUGGGGCAGAUAACAUCCCUUGUCCAGUCUCGGUUACCACGUCAUGACACGGCGUCUACUAAACCGUUGCAACUCGCUAGAGAGACCCGCGGUGUCGUACUCGGUGCCAGCGACACCAAACUCUAUUUGGAGGCAUAUUUCACACGAGCUUAUCCCCUCUUCCCAUUCCUCGACAGGAAAGCCUUCGAGGCCGCCCUCUUGGGCCCGACAUUUUUACAAGAGCUCAAUCACAACAAAGCCUGGUUAGCUUUGUAUAAUGCUAUUCUUGCCAUAGGCUGUCAGCUCUAUGGUGAAGGAAGCUAUCAGCCUGGGAGGGGGAAUUCAUGGGCGUUGUUUUCCACGUCUAUGGCCGUGUUUUCCGAACUGCUCAGCCUACCUGACUCUAUCCUUGUGCUUCAAGCAUUGACGGCAAUGUCCAUCUAUUCCCUCUCAAUUUCCUGCAUGGCCAUCGAGCACGUUGUCAUCCAGGAAGCUGCCAGAAGAGCACAGAAUCUCCGAAGCCACAAACUUCCAGAAAGCGAUACCCUAAGCUACCAGAAGGCAUUCUGGAUCCUCUAUUCGGUUGAGAAAAUUUCCAGUUUCCACUUCGGGAGGUCUUCUGCGUUCGCCGAUCAUGAUAUAUCGGUGCCAAUACCGAUAGUCCCUGAAGCAAUAUUUGGCGAGUAUGAUUGGCUGUUGGCAAACGCACGUUAUUCACGACUACUGUCACGGGCGGCAUCCUCUCUCUUCUGCGCCGGUGUGACGGGCAAUACCGAGGAAUAUUUCCUAGAGGUCAUCGACCAGCUUGAGCAUGAGUUGGACAACUGGAGGAUGACGACCCCGGUCAGUGGAGAGCCGAACGAUACGUCCAGGAUCAAUCUUAUCGAGUCCUCUUUACUCCGGACGGCUUCUGUCUGGACCCACCUAAUGUACCACAGCUUGAGGUUGGCUCUUUGCCGCGCGAGGUUGCAUCUGGCGGCGAAGACACGCGGGCUUGUGACCACGGCAAGUCAAGCCGAAAGCACGAGCAUCAUGUCCGAGGCCGCGAGGAAUAUACUCGAGUUGGCAGCUUUCAUCGACGUGAGCCCUUCCACCCCAUUUUGGUUCGUUGCCGGGAUCCCUGUGGCAGCACUACUGGUCGUGUUUGACGUGGUGAUAAGCCAUCCAAGACACCCGGAAACAAACACAAACCUGGCUCUACUGGAUGUCGGGGGCGGACACUUCAGUAGGAUCGAGUACGCGAGUGCUGGCUGGCUUCCGGGCUCUCUGCUAACCCAGUUCUCACAAAUCGCUCGGGAGUAUGUUAACAAGGGCAAGACAAAUGACGGAAGUAGUGUACCACCUGGCGGGUCACAGAAUGAGAGGGUCACAUCCAUUAGCUCUGGAAAAGAACCUCAACCGGCGGUGCACAGCGAGCUUGGAGCCACGGGCGGCCCUCCUUUGCAACCCGCAUUUGACACAGUGCCAAUUGCAAGUGGAGACCAGGAGCUGACAUUGUCGGACAUGUUGUAUUGCCCCAUGGGCGAUGACCCUUCCCAGUUUAGCGAUGGGCUUUUAACAGGCAUGGACUUGAUGGGGCUAUUUCAUUCAUCCAUUCCUUGGGACUAUCGGAUGGACCAGUAAGAUGCCCUUCGUUUCUGGAGGUCAGCAAUGAACGGGCAAUCGCCAGGAAGACUGAAAUCGACGACACGAUCCCUCUUUCACAUGAUCUUUAAUUCAGCAGCAGGCCGCCCAUGCUGAUGAGACCAGGAACUGUCUGUGAUCUUGCUAUCGACAUUUUGUGCUGUGCCAUAUAUCUAGUCAUCAAUCAACGCCGGUAUUUAUGCAUGUUGAAA